This is a messenger RNA of Erigeron canadensis, 970 nucleotides long. Its product is annotated as PLAT domain-containing protein 3-like. The record is from RefSeq and is a predicted model, not a curated record. Bases 90 to 659 code for a protein of 189 amino acids. Gene Ontology annotation, molecular function: protein binding. NCBI's taxonomy places the organism in Eukaryota, Viridiplantae, Streptophyta, Magnoliopsida, Asterales, Asteraceae. The transcript is spliced from 2 exons.
GUUUAUAAAAUAUAUACAUAUACUACCAAAGCAAAAGCCAAAAAUAAGUUAUCAAUCAUUCAAUCACAUAAAAGUCAUCAAAAAUAAACAUGGGAAGAUCUAUGAUCAAUCAUCUUCUCAUCACCAUAUUGAUCAUCUUGAUCUCCAUAGCCACCAUAUGUCAAUCGGAUGAUGAUGUAGAUUGUGUGUACACAGCCUACAUACGAACCGGUUCAAUUUGGAAAGGUGGAACAGACUCAAAAAUCACCCUAACACUAUACGAUGCAGCCGGUUAUGGCAUACGAAUCAAUGACAUAGAGGCAUGGGGUGGUUUAAUGGGCCCCGACUACGAUUAUUUUGAAAGAAAAAAUCUAGACAUAUUUAGUGGCCGAGGCCCGUGUUUGACCGGGCCACCGUGCGAAAUGAACUUAACGUCGGAUGGAACAGGUUCGGGCCACGGAUGGUAUUGUAACUAUGUGGAAGUGACUAGCACAGGAGUCCAUAUACCUUGUGCACAACAAAAUUUUGAAGUUGAGCAAUGGUUAGCCACGGAUACAUCACCAUAUGAACUUACAGCUAUUAGAAACAAUUGUGAUGAGUAUUCUUCAACCAACAGGAGAGGUCGUAGGCACAUGAUACUUGAGACCAAUUCUCCAAGGUUGCCACGUGUGACGGAAUGAUUGGAGUUUGCUACAUAAUUACACUUUGAUGACUAUUUGUUUAUCAUUAUGUGUGAGAGUUUUAUUGGUAAUGUUGUAUGCCAAUAGUUUGGUUACAAAUAAAAUGGGAUCCGAUAAAUUAUUUAGAAUAAAAAUCAAAGAUAGUGUUGAUUUGUUGGAUUGGUGUUUAAUGUACUUCACAUAUGUUAGUUGGAGUGAGAAGAACCACAUAAAAUAAAUAUUUUUAUACUAUGGAAAAAUAUAUGAUCAUGUAUUUGUAAGUAACAUUUGGUUAUGGGUUAUAUUAUUGUUUAUAUGAUUAGUAUUAUUGA